Messenger RNA from Effrenium voratum, 1227 nucleotides. The record is from the annotation of a GenBank genome assembly. Lineage: Eukaryota; Dinophyceae; Suessiales; Symbiodiniaceae.
GGUUGCCCUUCACAUAUUCUGCGCUAAUUCACCCAGUUGGAGCUAUAGCCGGCAAUAGAGGGAUGUGCUUUCCGCCAAUCUGCCAUCCAGCCACUCAUGUGCUGGGCUGCUUUGGCUUGCGCCAGGGUGCCAGCGGCGUGCUGGUGAUCAACACCCUCUAUGGGCUUUGCCUGGUGAUUGUUCACGCCUUGCUGCUGGGCGAGGUGAACCAUGGGGCGGAGGGCGCAGAGCAAGGAGCUCCUGGCAGGCCGCUGCCCUACGGCGAGCGCCGUUUGGCAGGCUACGAGGGCGGCCCUCGCCCCGGACUGCGUGGCGAGCCCGGUGUCGCGGCGAACCACAACGAGGGCGUCGGCUGGCUGGUGCAGCUGCUGGACUUAGACGUGGGCUGGGGCCAUCGCCUCUUCGGCUUCGAGGACGAGAGCGACCUCAUCGCAGGGCUUGUGUACGGCAUCAUUAUCAUCCUGGUGUGCACGUACACCUUCCACCAGAUCAACGCCUUCCGCCCAGGGGGCGAAUGCUUGAACCUGCCCACCGUCAGCCGCUGGUUCGUGGCGUUCAUGAAUUUAGAGCUGCUGUUGUACCUGGGCUUGGUCUUGGUCAAGCUGCCGGUGCUGUGCAAGAUGCAGGCGGAAUUCAUGCCGAACCUCGCCAUGGAGUGCGGAGUGCAGAGAUUCAUGUUCCUGCAGCGCGUGGUGUGCAUGGUCAUUGCCGCCUCGCUGUGCAUCUGGGUCUUCUCCAGCUAUGCCUUCAGCCUCACCUUCGGCAACGUGGCCAUGGACCAGCCGGAGUUUGCCGAUCAGCUGGAGAUGCGAGACGCCGCCUUCACAGGGAAGCUGCCGGAUGGCAUGCCACCCUCCAGCGCCGCCCGGUUGGGUGGCACGGCUUACCAGGCGCCGCGGACCCGGCAGAGCUUGGCUCCUCCGUCCAUGGCUCCGCGCAGUCUUGCAGCGGCCUCUUCCUUCCAGUCGGCACGGCAGACGCCCUACGGCGGCGGCGGUGGCGGGGGAGGUGGCGGCGGAGGGGGCCGCACCUCCUAUCACAUAGGCUCCAUGGCGCGUGCGGGGUCCUCCAUGGUCUCCAGCACCUCUGCGGAUCCGGAGACCCAAGCGCUGAUCAAGCCGCCGCUGCACGUCUUCUGAGGCAAUGCGCGCUUGCGCGUGGGCUUCCGGGCCCCUCAGAAGAGUUCUUUUCUCGGACAACUAAGGGGUGAAAGCCUGGAAUGGUAGG